AUAUAUAUAUUAAUAAAUUGACGUUUAGUGUUUGUGCAGGAGCUAGAAAUUUUCUCGUUUGGUAAAUACACAAAACUUCGACACAAGAAUAGUAACAUUUAACAUUUACAUGAAAUUUCAUAUACAAUUAUCUGGCUCAGAUUAAAACUUUUUUCCCUAAUAAUGUUGUUACUGGCAAAGGCCAGUAAUGGCCUAUCUCGCUGACCUGAAUAUUUGAUCAAGAGUUUCUUGCUAUUUUGCAGUUUGAUGAAACUCAUUCGUAAUUCACUCUCGCUGUAUCUACUAGAAACGUUUCUAGCUCCUUUGAAUGAUCGAGCGGCAGUCAGUUACUUUUUCAGAGCCUUGAAACGUAUGUCCCGCUCAGGUAAGACGUCCAACACUGGUGCCGAUGAAAUCAUUCAUCGAUACUCCAAACAAAAGGCUAUGUCGGAAAAAUGCCGAAAAUGGUGCAAUGUUUCUUCGGUUCGCCGUAAUACAGAUGACGUUGCUUUCACGGUUAUGAGUUACAACAUAUUAGCUCAGGAUUUGCUAGAUUUUCAUGCAAACUUAUACGAUAAGCAUGAACAUGCGGCGUUAGCCUGGCCUCACAGAUAUGACAGACUAAUAGCGGAAAUAAACCUUGUCAAGCCCGAUAUUCUUUGCUUGCAAGAGCUCCAAGAGGACCACAAAGAACAGCUCAGUAGUGGGUUGAAUAAUUUCGACUAUGAUAUGAUUUACAAAAAACGUACCGGUUAUAAAACCGAUGGAUGCGCUAUUUAUUUUCGACGAGAUUUAUUUAAUUUGAUUGAUCAUCAGGGCGUGGAGUAUUACCAGCCUCAUGUAAAGCGCUUGGAUCGCGAAAAUGUUGCAAUUAUUGCAAAACUGUCGGUGAAAUCGAAUCCUCAUCAACGAUUGGUUGUUGCCACGACGCAUCUUCUGUACAAUCCACGACGACAAGAUAUCCGACUGGCGCAGAUUCAAAUAUUGCUAGCAGAGUUGGAUCGUUUAGCUUUUACGGGACGUUACGCCAAUGGAACACCGAAAUACUUACCAACCAUCGUUUGUGGAGAUUUUAAUCUCCUGCCGUACACUGCCCCCUAUGUACUGUUGACUUCGGGUUUCUUACAGUACGAAAAUCUAACGACUAAUACGCUUGAGCCGAACAUGUACGGUUCUCCGUGCGGAAAAGAGCUGAUUCCUUCCCUACUUGGCAUUACUGAUAGUUGCCAGCAUGAGUGUUUACUUGAUCGAGUGGACGAAGAAUGCAAACGCCAUACUAGGCUGUAUAAUUCCAACGAUGCAUCUACUACACCUCCUUUAAGUCCAGAAUACAAUCUUCAGACGUGUAAGAACUUCAGUCAAGGAAACCUGAAGCAUUGCUUUCGAUUUUGUUCCGCAUACAAACAUGGCAUGACGGAAGCCCACACGGAAACGUCCACAUUCCAGGGCAAAUGGAUUACUGUCGAUUAUCUGUUCUACACAAAGCUUUUCAAUGUUGGUGAAAAAUCGCCAGUAGAUAGUAAUUUGAAGUUAGUAGCAUUGUACUCGCUGCCGACGGUGCAACAAGCUAAAGAAAUCUACACGAUUCCGAACAUGUAUUUCGGAUCAGACCACUUUUCUCUUGCUGGUCAGUUUUUGUUGAAAGCCGAUAUCGAUUCAAAGCUAUAAUGAUGUUUAUAUGGUGUCAUCAGAUUUCGAUGCGCUUUUGUUUUAUAUUAAACAUAUGUUUUAAAUGCAAACAAAAGGAUUCCACCUCAUCCCAUGAUAUUUUUAUUAUACUGUUACUACAGAGUGCAAUGUGCAAACAAACAAAAAUGAAAUAAACAUGCGCUUACUUUUCCCCGAGAUGGCUAAACCGAUUGAAAUAAAACUCGGGCUCAAAUAACUUACGGUCCCAAAGAACUUUUCUAAGUGCGAUAGUCAUUAUGUACUGUUUGAAACGUCUAUUUCCCUAAAUUCGUAAAACUCCGGACUGUCGGCUGCCGGGAGUACCCUUUCAUACGUUUAAUCUUUCACGUUCUGUAUUUUUAAUGGACAACCGUUACUGGUAUAACAUCACCAGAUUGAACUAUCAUUCGCAUAACCACUUGUUCCACGAUGCGCUUUUAUGUCGGUAUCAACUUCCUUACCAAAAUCAUAGAAUAUCAUAUGGAUAUACUUCGCUGCUUAAACGAUAUUGACGUACGUCUUAGCAGACCCUGUCAGCUUGGAGCGAUCUCAAUCUUCAGUUCAGCAACGCCAUCGCACGGCAUCACAUUCAACAUAUCAUGUCUAUUGUAUGAGUGCGCAGUGCUGCUGUUUUGGCGCGCACGAAUUUGACAUUUCUCUCCCCUACUUCUAUGUACGAGAUUCGAUGCGGACUCGCCUGAGGGCACCAUGCACGCAAAAAGGAUGUUACCAAUGAUUUGUUCGGGAAAUGUGAGAGCUGGAUAUCUUGUUAAUAUGAUGUCUUUGGUCUUAGUCAAACAAGUAAACAUUUCAAUGUUUUAAUUACCGGACAAUGCGUAGGAGAUGCGCAAGGGUUUGUCUAUGUGGACUAAUUCUGGCCUCAGCAACAAU
This is a messenger RNA of Malaya genurostris, 2538 nucleotides long. RefSeq names its product protein angel homolog 2 (gene angel). NCBI's taxonomy places the organism in Eukaryota, Metazoa, Arthropoda, Insecta, Diptera, Culicidae. The coding region runs from base 247 to 1647 and encodes 466 amino acids. The transcript has 3 exons. Gene Ontology annotation, molecular function: 3'-5'-RNA exonuclease activity. The record is from RefSeq and is a predicted model, not a curated record.